UCAGGACUGAGACUACAGGAGAGAUGACCAUCCCUGCAGUAUCCAAGUCAGAUGAAGGACUCUACAAGUGUACCAACUCUGAAGGAGAAUCACCAGAGAGCUGGAUUACUGUGACAGAUCUCUCUCUUCCAGCCUCUCUGGUUGUCAGUCCUGACAGAUCUCAGUUCUUUGAAUAUGAGUCUGUCUCUCUGAGCUGUGAGGUUCAGGGGAACUCUGCUGGAUGGAGAGUGGUGAGGAACCCAGUCUCUGGGGAGCGUUCAGAUUGUGGAAGAACAUGGGGAAAACAACAAGGGUCUUCAUGCAAAGUGUUACUAAUACCAUCAUACAGUGGAGUGUACUGGUGUGAGUCUGGGUCUGGAGAACACAGCAAUGCUGUCAACAUCACAGUACAUGCUGGUGCUGUGAUCCUGGAGAGCCCUGCCCUUCCUGUGACUGAGGGAGAUUCAGUGACUCUACGCUGCAGAUAUCAGGGAACUCCCUCUAACCUCACAGCUGAUUUCUACAAAGAUGGAUCCCUCAUCAGGACUGAGACUACAGGAGAGAUGACCAUCCCUGCAGUAUCCAAGUCAGAUGAAGGACUCUACAAGUGUACCAACUCUGAAGGAGAAUCACCAGAGAGCUGGAUUACUGUGACAGAUCUCUCUCUUCCAGCCUCUCUGGUUGUCAGUCCUGACAGAUCUCAGUUCUUUGAAUAUGAGUCUGUCUCUCUGAGCUGUGAGGUUCAGGGGAACUCUGCUGGAUGGAGAGUGGUGAGGAACCCAGUCACUGGGGAGCGUUCAGAUUGUGGAAGUAAAUGGGGAAAACAACAAGGGUCUUCAUGCAUCAUGUCACUUAUACCAUCAGACAGUGGAAUGUACUGGUGUGAGUCUGGGUCUGGAGAACACAGCAAUGCUGUCAACAUCACAGUACAUGCUGGUGCUGUGAUCCUGGAGAUCCCUGCCCUUCCUGUGACUGAGGGAGAUUCAGUGACUCUGCGCUGCAGAUAUCAGGGAACUCCCUCUAACCUCACAGCUGAUUUCUACAAAGAUGGAUCCCUCAUCAGGACUGAGACUACAGGAGAGAUGACCAUCCCUGCAGUAUCCAAGUCAGAUGAAGGACUCUACAAGUGUACCAACUCUGAAGGAGAAUCACCAGAGAGCUGGAUGACUGUGACAGCAUCUCCAGUGUUUUAA
This is a messenger RNA of Coregonus clupeaformis (lake whitefish), 1172 nucleotides long. RefSeq names its product Fc receptor-like protein 5. NCBI's taxonomy places the organism in Eukaryota, Metazoa, Chordata, Actinopteri, Salmoniformes, Salmonidae. Gene Ontology annotation, molecular function: transmembrane signaling receptor activity. Bases 24 to 1172 code for a protein of 382 amino acids. Gene Ontology annotation, biological process: cell surface receptor signaling pathway. The transcript has 6 exons. The record is from RefSeq and is a predicted model, not a curated record.